Messenger RNA from Hevea brasiliensis (rubber tree), 1932 nucleotides. Its product is annotated as BTB/POZ domain-containing protein At3g49900. Gene Ontology annotation, molecular function: protein binding. The record is from RefSeq and is a predicted model, not a curated record. NCBI's taxonomy places the organism in Eukaryota, Viridiplantae, Streptophyta, Magnoliopsida, Malpighiales, Euphorbiaceae. The transcript is spliced from 4 exons. The coding region runs from base 242 to 1771 and encodes 509 amino acids.
GUCCUUAUCAGAUUUCUCAAAAUUUUUUAUCAGAAUACCAAAAUAAUUUUUGAUUUAAGCAUAAAGGGUAUUUAAGAACAGCAUUUAUGAGUCAUCACAUGCACCCAUUAAUACGAAUUUAUAACCAUCUAGCAGGCAGAGAAUUUCAAAAACCCUAAGGCCAUUUACACCACCAAGCAUUCAAACCACCUUGAAAUUGAAAACCAAAACUGCUAUCUCCUUAUUGAAGAGGCACCAGAAGAUGAGGGGCUGGAAAGAUUUGGGGCUUGUAGACACCAUCUAUGAGGAAGAUUCUGAAUGUUCUUCUGCCUCUCCAUCCAUUUCUUCUCCUCCCAUACCUCUCCAUUCUAGAGUUGAGUCCUGGUCCCAGGCAACAGGGAAGCAAACAGAUGUCUUGAUAUAUGUCCAGGGAACCUGCUUUCAUCUACAUAAGGAACCGCUAGCAUCGAGGAGCACGUAUUUGAAACGUCAACUAACGGAACUCUCCGAAAUAACGCUCCCGCUAAACAUAACGGCUGAAACGUUCGCCCUUGUUGCAGACUUCUGCUACGGUACCCACGUAGUGUUAACGCCGUUCAACGUGGCGGCGCUGAGAACCGCAGCCGAGGUGCUGGGGAUGACAGACAAUAAACGCGACGAGAACUUGAGGCAGAUAACGGAAAAGUACUUCCGUCGAGUGAUUGUUGUUAACCGGGAGCUGGCGCAGAUUGUUUUUGGUUCGUGUUUGCGGUUGCUUCCAGAGGCUGAAACGACAGCGUUUCUCUUGAGUAGAUGCGUGGAAGCUUUGAGCGAUGAUGGAAGCGAGAUGGACAGAGUUGUCGACGAUAUUAUAGAUUUGGCCGCUGACGAGUUUGAAAUCGUAGCAGAGACGAUGCAUUUCAGGUUUACUUGCCACGACGUGCUGUACAGGAUUGUCGAUCUUUACAUCCAGGAACAUAGUGGGAAGAUAACAGAAGAGCAGAAGAUGGAGAUAUGCAAUUUCAUUGACUGUGAAAAGCUCUCUCCUCAGCUUCUCAUUCAUGCAGUGCAGAAUCCUAGACUCCCAUUACGAUUCAUUGUCCGAGCCAUGUUGAUUGAACAGCUAAAUACCCGCCGUGCAAUCUUCACCUCCACUGCAGCUGCCACCAACCACUGUGCACCCCAACAUCACGAGGAGAAUGAGGUCAUCACCCUUGGCUCAAUCCUUCAACGGGAUGCAGCUGUACGAGAAGCAGCUCAACUCAAAGAGGAAAUGGACGCCACGAACUCACGUAUUGAAAGCUUGGAGAAAGAGUUGGCUGGGAUGAAGAAGCUUUUGCAGAAAUCUGAGAAGGAAACAAGUCUGAUGGAGAAGAAGCUUUUGGUUGGGUCAGAGAAGGAAAGAAGCAUUAUGGGGUUGAGGAGACGGAAGCUAGAAAGGGAAGAAAGGAGUGUGAUGGGUUCAUCUAGGUCUGCGAGUUUUCAUUAUGGUUCGACGGAUGCUAAGAUAGAAAGAGGCGAAAGAGGAUCAACUUCCUUUGCUGGUUUCAGACUAGGUGUUAGAGGUGCAAAAACAGGAGGGUCUUCACACGAGGACAGUCCCAGAAGUAAGAAAAAUAUCGGUAUUGGAAUGGGACUGAUUCGUAGAUUAAAAAGUACAUUAUGGGUAUCAAAAUCUGCUUCAAAAAGCCACACUAAGAACAAAAUUUUGAGCAAAGAAGAUGGAACUGCGGUAAAAGCUGAAAAUGAAGAUGUUUCUGAGACCACACAGCAAAAUGAGGAGGCUUCUCAUAAAAGGAGACUUACUGUCUAGGAUGGCCACAUUUUUUUUUUCGGGGGGUUGGAUUUAUUUGCUCACUGAAUAUUGAUUUGCUCAUUGAGGUUUUUAACUUAUAUUUGUUAAUUUAAUUUACAAAAAUGCUUGUUGAAUCAAAAUGAUUCGGAUCAAAUGCCCUUAAAUUGUUUUUGUUCUUU